Molecule: messenger RNA, 1278 nt
Organism: Penicillium hordei
Lineage: Eukaryota; Fungi; Ascomycota; Eurotiomycetes; Eurotiales; Aspergillaceae
Product: hAT family dimerization domain-containing protein
Exons: 3
Coding region: 1-1278 (425 amino acids)
Molecular function (GO): protein dimerization activity
Source: RefSeq, a predicted model, not a curated record
AUGGAGAUGCUUGCUGCAGCGUUGGAGCGUCCUCCAUGUAUCCAGUCCUCUCGUUGUGACUCCUCCACCUCUCCCUGGGUCGAUAUCCGGUCUACUCGCUGGGACUCCUCUACCUCUCCCUGGGUGGUUGUCCAGUCCACUCGUUGGACUUCCUCUACCUCUCCUUGGGUACGCAGUUUCUUUCAGCCCUUCUGUGAGGAGUAUGACUGUGAGGAGUAUGACUGUGAGGAGAUGUUGCUUGAUAAUCAAGAAUGGCGUCAAAUUGACUAUCUUCUACAAAUCACUCGGCCAUUCUUUGACUACACAACAGAGCUCUCGAAGACAAAGGAGGUCACAACACAUCUUGUCUUUAAGAUUUACAAUGCCCUCUUUGAUCACCUACUUGAAGUAGAGGCGCUGCUCAAACGCAAGCGUGUUCUAUGGAAAUCAGACAUGCUCAAAGCACUCAUAUCUGGUCGCUUGAAACUUGAUGAGUACUACUCUCAAACCGACAAUCUCAAAGGACAUAUCUAUGCAGUUGGGACAAUGCUGGCCCCUGACAGCAGACUUCAAUUCUUUCUAUCUGAUAAAUGGGAGCCUCACUGGCGUGAUACCUACCGGAAAUCGUUCCAGGAGUUAUUAAUUCCGUAUCAAGAGCGUCUUACAACGAAUCAAGGAUCGACCAAUACUCCAACAAUAGCAUCAUCUACUUCUAGGCUGAACAAGAUGCUAAAGAGCAAUAAGAUAUCCGCAAAGCCAGCUGGUGAUGAGAUGACUCAAUAUCUCGAUAGUGACCUAAUUGAUAUUGAACCUCUUCAAUUCUGGCGGGAGAACCAAUCUCGUUUCCCUGCGAUCGCGUUACUUGCUCGCGAUAUUCUCUCUAUCCUAGCAACUGGUGCUGGUGUCGAACGGCUCUUCAAUACUGCUCGGGAUGUUUGUCACUACCGCCGUGGUCGUCUGAAGUCCGAAACAAUCGAGGAGCUUAUGUUGUUUCUAUGUGCAAUAAGAUUCAAUCUUAAGGAUGCUGAGGCAAAGCAGCUCGAGCAGUUCUUUAAAUUAGCUGAGAUCGAGUCGGCGAAGGAGCAGAACGAUAAUUAUACAGAGGAUGCUGAGCUUGACCUGAUUAGUGACAAUGAAGAGGAAGAGGGAGUAGAUAAUAGACCGCGAGAGACAUCUCCUUAUUUAAUAGAUAUAGAUAUAGAGGUAACGGAGCCAGAGUUACCAGAGACUGUAACUCAGAGACGGCCCUCAGGGAGGAAGCGUAAGAGCAGAGCAGAUGAUGAUUUUGAGCAAUAUUAG